AUGGAGUCCAUAAUCGCUGAUGAAAUGGUGAGAUAUUUUACAAGUCUACAAAUCAUCUCCAACCUUCAACAUGGAUUCAGACGCGGACGAUCUUGCCUCACCAAUCUACUACUUGCUCGGGACUCAUGGACCAGGGCUGCUGACGAGGGAGUUCCCGUAGAUGUGAGUUACUUAGACUUUUCUAAGGCAUUCGACAGAGUCAAUCACCCAGCACUUCUCCGAAAGCUUGCGGCUUAUGGUAUCCACGGAUCCUUACUCACAUGGUUGGAAAGUUACUUAUACGACAGAAGAAUCGAGGUAAGGAUCGCCAACACCCACUCCGAUAGCCUAUGCGUCACUGGCGGCGUACCGCAAGGAUCAGUUCUCGGCCCGUUACUCUUUUUAGUCUAUAUCAACGACCUCCCUGCCAACGUUCAAUCACCUAUGCAAAUAUUCGCCGACGAUGCUAAAAUGUGGCGAGCUAUUCAGUCAACAUCUGACCCUGUCUAUCUGCAGGAUGACCUGAACCGGAUUCACGAAUGGGCAGUAAACAACCAACUACCCCUGAACCCCGAAAAGUGUCACCUGUUGUCGCUGCGCAGUAACUGCAGCAACACAUAUCACCUGGGGCAGCGCGUUAUAAAACAGGUGAGCAACGAAAGAGACUUAGGGGUCAUCGUGCAAGAAGGUCUGGGUAAUUCGCUCCAAUGUUCAAAGGCAGCUAACAUAGCGAACUUAAACUUGAGGCUUUUGAGGCGAGCGCUCGGUACCUUCGAGCGGCAACUCGUGCCAUUAUUGAUUAACGCCUACAUUCGUCCCCACCUCGAGUAUGCGGUGCAGGCAUGGCGUCCGUGGUUAAAACGGGACAUUCGUCUCCUGGAGCAACCACAAAGAAGAGCCACUAAGGCAACACGUGGUCUAUCGGGCCUUAGUUAUGAACUGCGCCUUCGUUCGAUCGGUCUGUACUCCUUAGAAUACCGACGACUUCGCAGUGAUCUGAUCCUCACUUACCGGAUACUAAGAGAAGAGGACCAUCCAUUAAUGCCAUACUUCAGACAUUACAGUAACAGACAUAGCACACACCCAGUUACGUUUUCUUACAACCAACUGGGUGGGUGGAAACCCAAUCACAAUUCGCACGAUAAGGUUAUCAAUCGUCCCGAAGAUUUAUUCUUGUCAGAGGAACGCGAACUUCUGGACACACCCACGGAUGCAGCAGUCAACAUUCUGAGCCACCACCCACUUACUAACGUCGAUAUGGCUACUUACUACCCUGACUGGCAUCACUUCCUUCACGGGGAUGGUAACCAAAGAUGUCUACCGAUUCCUCAAGACAUGCUACUGUGUCAGCACGUAGGAUACAAAAGAAUGAUCCUUCCCAACUUUUUGCAACACGAAGAUUACAAAGAGGUUGUGGACGAAUCGCAGGUGUGGGUUAGCUUGGCACACACCGAAUGUCAUGCUGAUCUGAAAAAGUUUCUGUGCGCUCUUUAUGCCCCCGUAUGUCUCGAAGAAUAUCAAGAACGUAUGAUAGCUCCCUGCAGUGAUUUGUGUGAAGAGGUUCGACAACAGUGUCUUCCAAAAAUGCUUCAGUUCGGAUUUGGCUGGCCAGAUAUUGUGGAAUGUUCCAGGUUUCCUAGAAGCUCAUCCAAAAUGUGCAUUCCCUUAACAAACAAGACGAGUCCCCAGUGUGCUGGCUGCGUGGAUAUGCCGAAUUAUGAGAGUGUCGUGAGCAGUUUUUGUACAUCAGAUAUCGCCCUGCGAGCCCGCCUCUCUAACACCGCGAUUAACAGAAGCAACAUUUCAAGGGCCGCUUCAUAUCAAAUCAGGUUGGCUGGGAAAGUGAAGAUUCUCAAAUUCAAGUCCCCAAUUCGUCCUCUCUGGAGCCUGAAUAUUGAAAUUAAAUGUGAGUGCAUAGCUCUGAAGAAAGCCUUCGCGAGCGACGGAGUGCGACCUGGGAAAUGGAUACUCAUGGGAAAGCUAUCAAUUGACCAGAAAUCCCUCGAAGUGGGAUACUUAUCAUUACUCCGGAAACCGGAGACAGGAAUGAGAAGAGCACUACAGGCGAUUCGGCGGAGAAAUACAAGUUUGUGCCAUCUACCAAAAAGCACUGCACGUGCCCGAAUGAAUAGCAAAAUAUUAACCAACGUAACAGAUUCCACGAAGCGGAAGUAUCUGGGAGACUCAGCUGCAUUGCAGCACAUUCUAUCAGGCCCAAACCCUGCUUACAAAACAGGACUGCUCCAAGAAUCCGUUGGGCCAGUUAUCGCUGCGAAGGCAAAAACAAGAUAUACAAAACCUUCCUUAAUGCGUUCGAGUAAUCGUCGAGCGCUUAUCAAACGCAGUCAAAAUUAUUACCCCAGGGUCGAAUUCACUACUGACCUGCACCUGGGUGUGGGUAACGCAGUGAAGAAAUCUCUAGGUAAAGCAAAGUUUCCGACAACUGGCAAAUCGUUACAGCUAAGAAAACAUGUCAACAGAAAAAAGCAAAUCGAUGGAAAUUUGUUGUUGUUGGAGUAUGAGCGAGACUUGUUCUCACCUCAGAACAUGGUACCAUGGCUGUAA
Dicrocoelium dendriticum is the source of this 2544-nucleotide messenger RNA. The record is from the annotation of a GenBank genome assembly. NCBI's taxonomy places the organism in Eukaryota, Metazoa, Platyhelminthes, Trematoda, Plagiorchiida, Dicrocoeliidae.